Beta vulgaris subsp. vulgaris (sugar beet) is the source of this 1693-nucleotide messenger RNA. RefSeq lists its product as uncharacterized. The record is from RefSeq and is a predicted model, not a curated record. Gene Ontology annotation, biological process: protein-heme linkage; cytochrome complex assembly. Lineage: Eukaryota; Viridiplantae; Streptophyta; Magnoliopsida; Caryophyllales; Amaranthaceae. Gene Ontology annotation, molecular function: heme binding. Gene Ontology annotation, cellular component: plasma membrane. The transcript has 5 exons. Bases 266 to 877 code for a protein of 203 amino acids.
CCCUACUCCCUCCCUCAGUCCCUCUCCUAAGUCGCCCGCUCUCUCACUCACUCAGCCGUCCUCCGUCCGUCUUCCCUCCCUCUCUCCCAAGUCCUUCGCUUUCUCCGCCACUCAGCCGUCCUCCGUUUUCCACCAUUUCUGUUUGGUCGACAUAUUAGGGCUCAAAAUCUUCUGUUUGGUCGACAUAUUAGGGCUCAAGUCGACUUCUGUUGGGUCGAUAAAUUAGGGUUCCAUCGUCGACUUCUGUUCGGUUAAUGCUUGUUGGAUGAUUCGUUAUCAUUUCGAAUAUGCUUGGAAUUGCGCGCAGAAAAGUUGUUCGUGGUGGUGUCUCAGUGUUAGGUCACCAAAUUUGAAGGAAUUCAGGAGCAUCUGCAGCUCUUUUGGAUCUAAUGUUUAUGCGACAACUGGAAAAGAGAAUGUUGACAUCGGAGCUCGCGCGCGCCAUCUGUGCUCUCACCUUGUCCGGCGUCGCUGGAUCCGUAACUUACUCCUUAACAAUUUCCAAGUUCAGCUCGUUUUCUAUGUAACUCCUUCCGAAGCCCUACAAAAGUUCAAUUUUAAUCCUUCUCCUAUUAAGUUUCAAUUAGGUGGUUUGGUUCUUGAAGGUAGCGUUCAUCAGCCUGCUUCUUCGCCUGAAAUGGAGUUCGUCAUCACCGAUCUUAUGACCGAUAUUCUUGUUAGUUGCCGAAGUUCUUCCUGCUCUAGUGCAGCAGCAAUUCUUCCUGCUCUAGUGCAGCAGCAGUUCUUUCCUUGGAGAUUAUCAUCCUUCAACUCGCAUUGCUUUUCUCGAGUUUGUUAUGGUAACUACUGCACCUCUUCUCUUGCUGGUUUUUCCAGUAGCACAGGGAGGCAUAAUACUAACAUCUAUGAUGCAUGAGUGAUGAUGAAAGCACCGUUGUAUGAUUAUAUAUCUGCAUUUCUAACGAUUGUGUUAUAGUAGUGUGAGUCACCAUCAUUGCAUUUGUAAUGGGCUUAAAGUCUAUUAAUAUAUAGCACACUUGUGGGAAACAACCUAACUCAAAGUAUGAAUCUGAAUUCAUCAUUUUUAUUGUUAUCGCUAAACCUUUCAUCAGUUGCUGUCACUAUUGUUUCUGACUUCAUGAAGAAUGUUUGUUAUUAAUGUGAACUUGUAUAUGGUCUAGGAACUUAAAAAAGUAUAUAUAAUGUUUCUCAGACGCAAGAAAGUAAUCAUAGUUCUUUCUACCCAUCUCAAAGCUCCACCUCAAAUUUGGAGCUUUGAAGUUGGCAAGGGAACCAAGUGCAAAACCUGGAAUGCAGAGAAAGCAGAGGGACAACAAGCACAGAGACAACAGGAGAUAGGAAAGCAAAGUGAAGCAGGUUUUUACAUUGAUGGUGUUGGCCAAAAGCUACAAAGGGCCCUUGCACUGUUUAUAUAAUAAACUUCAGGCAUAGUAGAAAUGAAUAAUGGCACUACUCCCUUUUAUAAAGGUAAUAGAUAUACUAAAAUACAAGAUGAACAAAAGUUCUAGAAGAGUUUAUGAUUGGGAAAAUUCUAGAAAGAAACAGCUGACAGAACCAAAGCAUGUAAACAAAGAAAAGCUGCAUCUCUUUCUAAACUGUAUAAACCCCAAAAGAGGCAUAAAUAGGCCCAUAUUGUAAGUGCUCUCUAUAUAAACUAACAUAAUAUGCCGAAUGUGAACAAGCUUAUAUAUCUUCGCUUCCAUCAUUGAGA